Lucilia sericata (common green bottle fly) is the source of this 10951-nucleotide messenger RNA. RefSeq names its product trithorax group protein osa-like. NCBI's taxonomy places the organism in Eukaryota, Metazoa, Arthropoda, Insecta, Diptera, Calliphoridae. The record is from RefSeq and is a predicted model, not a curated record. Gene Ontology annotation, cellular component: brahma complex; SWI/SNF complex; nBAF complex. The transcript is spliced from 12 exons. Gene Ontology annotation, molecular function: DNA binding; nucleosome binding. Bases 137 to 7255 code for a protein of 2372 amino acids. Gene Ontology annotation, biological process: chromatin remodeling; positive regulation of DNA-templated transcription; regulation of transcription by RNA polymerase II.
ACCAAAGAACUAAAAUUAAUAAAAUUAAAUAAAAAAAACUCAACUCAUAUUAAAUAAAAAUUUAAAUGAAUUGUGUAAACGUAAAUAAAAACUAAAAUCAAUAAUUUAAAUAAAAUACGAAAAACCUAAAAAGAAAAUGAAUAAAGUUUUACCCUGGGAGCAUUUUGAAAAUCUUUAUAAAGAACUAAUAGGUCAAAAUAGUAACGAUAGUUCUAGUGGUGGUGGCCACAGUGGCUUAGGAUCUGGUCCACCGGGUACACCAAAUCCACAGCAAGUUAUGCGUCCCACACCCUCACCCACUGGCUCCUCGGGUUCACGUUCUAUGUCUCCAGCAGUGGCACAAAAUCAUCCUAUAUCGAGACCCUCUAGUAAUCAAUCUAGCAGUGGACCCAUGCAACAGCCAGGAGGUGGUCCUCCUGGUCCACCAUCUCAACAAACAUCGCAACAACAGCAAUCUCAACAAGGUCCGGGAGUUCCAAACUCUUCCUCGUCGGCGAGUAAUUCGCCUCAACAGCAGCAGCAGGGACCGCCCUCUGGUGCGUCAGGUGGCCCACCUGGUUCUCAGCAACAGCCACCACCGCCACCAAAUCAGAAUGUCAAUAAUCUGCCCUCACAGCCAUUACCUCCACAGGGUCCUGGUGGUGGCCCUGGUGGCUAUCCCUUACCGCCUCAUAUGCAUGGCAGCUAUAAGUUGGGCGGCCAAAGUCCUGGUCCUCAGGGCAUGCUUUCCGGUUACCCGCCACCACCGCCUCAGCAAGCUCAACAAUACUCUCAAGGAAGCUAUCCACCACGACCACAAUACCCGCCAGGUGGUUAUGCUCCCACACCACCUCCUUCUAGCCAAGCUUCCGGUGCUAAUAGUAUGCCACCGGGCAGUGGUCCCCAGCAGUAUCCGGGUGGCCGGCCAAUGCCCAACCACAGUGGUCCCGGUCAAUAUCCACCCUAUCAGAAUUGGGUACCACCUUCGCCACAACAAGGUGGCCCUGGUGGUCCACCACCCGGCGGUCCCGGUGCUCCUGGUGCUGCGGCCAUGGGUAAUCAUGUUCAGGGCAAAGGCACACCACCUCCACCUCAAGGCAGUGGCUCUCCAAGACCCCUUAACUAUCUAAAACAACAUUUACAACAUAAAGGCGGUUAUCCCGGUGGUCCGGGCGGUCCUCCACAAGGCUAUGGCAAUGGUCCUGGUAUGCAUCCCGGUAUGCCUAUGGGACCACCACAUCACAUGGGUCCACCACAUGGUCCUACCACCAUGGGACCUCCGCCCUCUACACCGCCGCAAUCGAUGAUGGUUGGUGCUGGUGGUGAAACGAGUAGCGGUGGUUCUGGUGGUCCUCCACCACCGCCAGAUCAUAUAUCACAAGACAACGGUCUAAGUUCUAGUUCAUCGAGUUCGGCUCCUGGUGGUCCACAACACCCUGUGACUUCGGUGGUGACUACUGGUCCAGAUGGUGCUCCCAUGGAUGAGGCCAGUCAGCAGAGUACAAUAUCAAAUGCAUCAGCAGCUUCUGCUGAAGAUCCCCAAUGUACUACACCAAAAUCGCGCAAAAAUGAUCCCUAUGGCCAAAGCCAUUUGGCACCACCAAGCACUUCUCCCGGUGGUAUAGGAGGUGGACCACAUCCUGGUCAUCCCGGUGAAGAUUAUGAAAUGAAUUCACCACCCAAUUGGGCUAGAACGCCAGCCAGUCCGGGUUUCAAUAGUCAUGUUCCUCAACAAGAUACUUUCCGUACAACGGCCACACCCGUAACCACAGUCGUCUCAGCGUCUGCCAAGAAAUCCGAUAGUCUUUGUAAACUUUACGAAAUGGAUGAUAAUCCCGAUCGACGCGGUUGGCUUGAUAAAUUGCGAGCAUUUAUGGAUGAGCGGCGUACCCCAAUAACAGCCUGUCCAACCAUCUCGAAACAGCCGCUCGAUCUUUAUCGUUUAUAUUUGUACGUUAAAGAACGAGGCGGAUUCGUCGAGGUAUGCAAGGUAACAAAAAGUAAAACCUGGAAAGAUAUUGCCGGUCUAUUGGGUAUUGGUGCAAGCAGUAGUGCUGCGUAUACAUUACGCAAACACUAUACGAAAAAUCUAUUGGCAUUUGAGUGUCAUUUUGAUCGUGGCGAUAUAGAUCCAUUGCCGAUAAUACAACAAGUAGAGGCUGGUACAAAGAAAAAAUCAACCAAAGCAGCUUCAGUACCAUCGCCAGCUGUUGUAAAUAUUAUAGCUGGUUCAUCAAAUUCACAAGAUUCAUUCCCAGCCCCUGGUGGUGCUGCCAAUACAUCGAUGGAUGGUUAUCCACAAUAUCCAGGUAGUUAUCCCGGUGGUCCGGGACCACAGCCAGAUUAUGGUGCGGCUGGACAAAUGCCACGACCACCAUCACAAAGUAAUGCGCAAAGUCCACAUCCAGGUACAAAUAAUCAAACAUCUACGGCACCUGGUGGUGGUGGUGGUGGUGUUGGAGGCGUUGCAAGUGGUGGUAGUGAUAAUAUAAGUGUCAAUAAUCCAUUUGAUGAGCCUGUAGGCAGUGGUGGUGUUGCAUCAGCUUCUAAUACAACUGCCAGUGCUACAACUGGUGCACCACCACCUUCUAGUGCUGCACCUCAGUCCCAUCCACCACAUCCUUCAAAUAUAAGACCACCUUAUCCUCCUGGUGGACCAUACCCGCCACCGGUGUCUCGUACACCAGGUUCUCCUUAUCCUGGACAACCCGGAGCUUACGGACAAUAUGGUUCAGGUGAUCAAUACAAUGCUACCGGGCCUCCUGCCCAGUUUGGCCAACAACAGGGCCAAUUUCCGCCUCAAAAUCGUAACAUGUACCCUCCCUAUGGACCCGAGGGAGAAGCACCACCUUCUGGCUCGAAUCAAUAUGGUCCUUAUGGAAAUCGUCCAUAUAGUCAACCACCUCCCGGUGGUUCGCAGACCCCUACUCCUCCUGGUGCUCCUACAGCUGCUGGCGGUCCACCCCAAAGUGGUCCUCCAGCACCUGGCAGCUCACCAUAUCCUCCACCCGGUGCUCCUGGCCAACAAGAAUAUUAUAGGCCUCCAGAUCAGGGACCUCAGCCACGACGUCAUCCAGAUUUUGUUAAAGACUCACAGCCUUAUCCUGGCUACAAUGCACGACCUCAGCUUUAUGGUGGUUGGCAAGGUGGUUCGAAUCAAUAUCGUAAUCAAUAUCCAUCAUCUCCAUCGCCUCAAGCAUGGGGUGGAGCACCGCCACGAACCUCAGCUCCACCGACUGGUCCAUUGGGACCGCCCGGUCAACAACAGCCACCAGCUGCCGGUGCCGCUCAAUGGGAUCAGCAUCGUUAUCCGCCACAGCAGCAACAACAGCCACCACCUCCUCAACAGCAGCAGCAACAACAGCAACAACAACAACAGCAGCAGCAACAGCCACAGCCACCCUAUCAGCAGCAACAACAGCAAGGACAACAGCAGCCGACACCACCACAGUGGGCACAAAUGGGUGGAGCUGGCACUGGCGCACCUGGAGCACCACCAAGUGGAGCGCCAGGAUCUCCUUUAAGGCCUCCCAGUGCUGGUCAACAACAACGUAUGCCCGCCAGCGGCGGUCCCGGUGUUAAUAUGAAUGUGGGUGUAGGACCUGGAAUAGGUCCUCAAGCCGGGCCACCAGGUGCACCUCCCAACACCAGUAAUGCUUCGGCAGGUAAUGUUCAAAUGCCUCCCGGCAGUAUGGGUAAACCGCCCUUCUCCAUGCCUCCACCACCACAGGCUGGCGGUGGUAGUAAUGUUGCUGCCCCGCCAGGCAGUAAUCAAGGACCUGCUGGCACUGGCAUUAUGCCACCCGGUGUCAUGGGCAAUCAGCAAAAGCCCAUGGGUAUCGUAGGUGGUCCCGGUGUAGUGGCGAGCAAUGUUCCACCACAACCUCAACAGCCGCAGCAGCCACCACAAGCAUUCGCUCCCCCCAUAGGCCCUGCUGCUCAAUUAAUCAAGAAGGAAAUCGUAUUUCCUCCCGAUAGUGUGGAGGCUACCACACCGGUAUUAUACAAACGUAAACGCUUAAAUAAGGCUGAUGUUUGUCCCGUCGAUCCUUGGCGUUUAUUUAUGGCCAUGCGUUCGGGGCUUUUAACCGAAUGUACUUGGGCUUUGGACGUUCUAAAUGUCCUGCUGUUUGACGAUUCCACAGUACAAUACUUUGGUCUAUCACAUUUGCCCGGUUUAUUGACUCUGCUGCUGGAGCAUUUCCAAAGGAAUCUCGCCGAUAUGUUUAACGAGGAGGAGAACAAUGAACAGAAACAUUUAGCCAACAGUGUUAAAAAUGCUAAAAAGAUCAAUAACAAGCGCAGCAUCUUGCACAGCAGCAUGCGCAAACGAGCUAGCGAGUUGUCCACCAUUAAACAGGAGGAUGAAUUACACAAACAAACCAGCAGAUUACAUGACAAUACAACAGCAGCAUCAUCAUCAUCCGAUUAUGACAUGGAAAACGAGCGUUUAUUUGCCGAGGAUGAGCAUCAUGUGCUGGAUGACUCUGAUGAAGACGAAGGCAUUGAUUUGGGCCAAGUUAAAAAUCAAGCCAACCCCGAUGAACGUGUGAUAUUACUGGCCCAUACACCCAACUACACAAUGAUGUCGCGUAAAGGUCUGCCUGUGCGACUACAGCCUGCCGAACAAGACAUUUUCAUAACCGAUGGCCUCAAGUCGUGGGACAUUGAGUUUAGUGGCAACUAUGAGGAGACUGCGCCGGUUGGCAGCAAUGCCUGGACCUAUGGCUUUACUGAUCCAGAUAUAAAUGCGGGCAUUAUUGAUGUGUUCAAGUCAGAAUUUGUAGACAUUCCAUUUGCCCGUUACAUCAAAGGCAGCCAACGCAACGGCAUCAACAGUUGCAAAACGAAGACUAAAGACAGCAUGAUGAAACAAGUAAAAGCGGAAGAACAAGAAAAAGAGCAGGAAAGCAAACAGCCCAAAUCAGAGCAAAGUGAUAAAGUUCUGGAAGCCGCGCCAGCAGAUGAAGAAGAGGAUGAAGCUGAAGCCAGACUGCAGCAGAAUACUUUCAAUAAGAAACGAAGACUUUUCCAUAACUCCGUUUUGAAUGCCAACCCAAACACCAGCCACAACAGCACUAACAGCGAAACAGCUGCUGGUGAUGCACAAGCCCUAGAACCUAGUGAAGCCAAGAAAACUAAGCUGGAUGAACAAGACAAAACUGUUGAAAUUAAACGUGAGGAAGACAGUGAAAUGACAGCAGCUACAGCUCCCUCGGACAGUGAUUGUCGAGAGGUAGACAUGGAAUUGGAAACAAUCCAAACCACCAAAGACACGGCCACAUCGAAACAGCAAAAAUUCGAUCCCAAGUCAACAAUAAGAGAUCCAGCUUUAGUGCUGCAACGCCGUCGUUCCUCGUCGUCGCUCGAAGACGAAUGCAAUACCCGCGAUGAGUCUAGUUUGUAUUUGGUCAACGAAAGCCAGGAUUCCAUGGCUCGUCGUUGUAUCUGCAUUUCAAAUAUAUUCCGAAACUUGAGCUUCGUGCCCGGUAACGAAACAAUUCUAGCCAAAUCCUCCAGAUUCCUGGCAGUGCUGGGUCGUCUUCUGCUGCUCAAUCAUGAGCAUUUGCCGAGAACACCUAAGAACCGUAACUACGACCGAGGCACCGAGGAAGACACUGAUUUCUCCGAUUCUUGUAGUUCGCUGCAGGGAGAACGCGAGUGGUGGUGGGAAUACUUGAUUAGUAUACGUGAAAAUAUGCUGGUAAUAAUGGCCAAUAUAGCGGGUCACUUGGAUCUUUCGCGCUACGAAGAGCUGAUAGCCCGGCCCCUUAUCGAUGGUCUAUUACACUGGGCUGUAUGUCCUAGUGCCCAUGGUCAAGAUCCCUUCCCCUCGUGCGGUCCUGCUUCCUCGCUUUCACCCCAAAGACUUGCCCUGGAGGCUCUGUGUAAAUUGUGUGUCACCGACAACAAUGUCGAUCUAGUGAUUGCCACACCACCCCACUCUAGACUAGAAAAACUAUGUGCUGUACUAACGCGUCACUUGUGCCGCAACGAAGACCAAGUGUUAAGGGAAUUUUCGGUUAAUCUGUUGCAUUAUUUGGCAGCUGCUGAUAGUGCCAUGGCACGAACGGUGGCCCUACAGUCGCCCUGCAUCUCCUACUUGGUGGCCUUCAUCGAGCAAGCUGAACAAACUGCCUUGGGAGUUGCGAACCAACAUGGCAUCAACUAUUUGCGCGAAAAUCCCGACUCGAUGGGCACCAGUUUAGACAUGUUGAGACGAGCUGCCGGCACGCUGCUGCAUUUAGCCAAACAUCCCGACAACCGAUCUCUAUUCAUGCAACAAGAACAAAGACUUUUAGGUCUGGUGAUGUCACAUAUUCUGGAUCAACAGGUGGCUUUGAUAAUUUCCCGAGUACUAUUCCAAGUAUCGCGAGGACCCGGCACCAGCGCCAAUUCACUCGAAUACAGACUGCAACAGAAACAGUUGCAGCAAAAAAUGCAAGAGACAGCAGCAAACGAAAAGAAAUCACAGGGAUUAGGUUUAAACUCCUCCUCUACAUCUGCGACGGCCACAAUGACGAUGUCAAUGUCUAACUCGUUAAUGGCGAGCAAGGAGUCAAAUAAUAGUGCGACAGAAUUAAAAAUUGAAUCUGUGAAAACAGAGGCUCACGAGACAACAUCUAUGUCCAGCAAUGAUGCUGCCAACAACGCAGUAAGUGCUGAGAGUGGUGGCGGUGUAGCAGCAACGGAAACAGCUGUAGCCAACAUCAGUAAACCUUCCUCAUCCUCUAUGAUUAUGUCUGCCGAUGAAAAUAGCAACAGCAGUUCGCAGAUAACACCCUCGGCUGCCUUCAACGAUGUCAGCAACAGUAGUACAAAUAGCAAUAGUUGUGGUACUGCAGCCAGUUCUCACAGUAGUCUUAGUCAGAAUAGCAUGAAUAGUUCCAUGGGUGGUUGCAGCAAUAACAGCAGUUCCAACAAUGCCGCCGCUCUGCAUCAUCUGCAAGCAAAUAAUAGCAGCAGUAGCAUGACAACGUCAGCAGCUAUGGCUGCAGCUGCGAUGCCACCAACUACGGCGGAACACUUGAAGAGUAAUAUUUUAAGUUCAAACACCAAUUCUCCAUUGGCCAGCAGCAGUAGUAGUAGCACUAGCAGUAAUAUUGGUACAAGCAGUAGUGGUAGUAAUAGUUUACAAUUAAACAAUAGUAAUUCGACGACAAGCUCCUCAUCUAAUCAGCAACAGAUACCGGCACCGCCGCCACCACCACCUACGGCGUCAGCGCCAUCGCAAGCUCCAACUGCAAAUACCUCAACGACCGCAGCGGUUGCGUAGUAUACAAUGUUACAGGCUGCUGAGAAUACAGCAGUUGCCUCAACAAUGUUUGCUUAUCACCAUCAACAACAACAGCAGCAACAGCACCACCAUCAUCAACAGACACAACAGCAUCAGCCACCACCACCACACCAUAAUCUAGCGCAACAUACUCCUCAUAUGUGGUCACAACCUUUACCCCCACUUUCUCUUCCACCACCACCUCUUAAUGUCAGCACACCCACUAAUACAACCAGUCUAAUGGAAAUGCAUUUCAAUAAUAGCAGCCAAGAUGAAGCGCCAGCAACAUUUCAUCCGCCAUCACCUCAACAACAGCCGACACAACAACAUUUUCCCAAUAUUACAGCCAGAUCAAUAAUGCCAACACAAGCACAACCUCCUUAUAGCAGUCAACCGCAACACCUUCACCAUCAUCAUGCUCAUUUACAGCUGCAACAGCAGCAUUUGCAUGCUGUCCAUCACCAUCAUCUACCGAAUCCUCAAACUCAGCCACAACAACAGCAGUCACCAACCCAGCCACCCCAGCAACAACAACAACCACAACAUCAACAUGACUCAAGAGAUCAGGUUAAAUUUUAAUUUUUAAAAUAUUAAUUAUUUCUUCGUUUAAUUUAAAAAAACAAAAACAAUGAUUUUGUCUUUCUUGUCUUGUCUUUCUUUUUUUUCAUCGUUUUUUUAUUAAGAAAAGUUUGAAUAUUUCAGACGAUAUAAUUAUUUUUGCACAUUUUUUUUUUGUUUGUUAGUUAUUAUUAUUUUAUUUUUUUUUAUAAUAAAUUGAUAUUUUUGUUUAUCAACGUUUGAAUGAAAUAAUAAAAGAAGAUGAAGAACAACAAAAGAAUUAAAAAAAAACAUAGACAACGUUAUAUACAAAAGAGAAUAGUUGGAUUAAACACAUUUCUUAAGAGAAUGUGUUGCUAGACAAUUGGAAUUGUUUAUAAAUUUUUUAUUGAAACAUUUGUACAAUUCACAACAGCCAGCCAAUUGUAUUUUCAUAUGUUAAAAAAGCCAUGCAUUCAAAAAGAAGAAGAAAAAACAUCUUCGAAAUUUAUAUAAAAUUAAAUUAAAAAAAAAAAAAAACUAAAUUAAUUAUAGCUCUAAUAUUAAUUAUUUUUCAUUUUAUUUCACUUUAAAACACGGUUUGUUUACUUUAUAAAAUAAUUCUUCUUCUAUUUUGUCUAUUAACAAAUUGAGCAUUCACCUGAGAAUGAUAGUUUGACAUUGAAAAUAAACUUAAGAAAAACAAACGUAAACAUAUAGGCGUGAGCUUUUUAAUGAAAACUGCCAAUAAAAUGUUUACAAUUCUAUAAAAUUAUGCGAAAAUACAUGAAAUAAGUUGGGACAAGAGAGUUGUGAAUUGGUCAAUUAUACAUUAUUAGAAUUUUAGUAUUAAUUUGUGGAAAAAGUAUUUGUUUUCUUUAUAAAUAGAAGGGAAUUUUAAGGAAUAAAUCAUGUUAAAUUAUUUGUCAUUUUGUUUACCUUUUUUCAUUCGUUAUAUAGAUUAAUUAGUUGUUGGGAAUUAUGUUAAAAAAUUCAUAACAUAUUUCAUAAUUAGAAGAAUUUAUAUUUUAUAAUUUCUUUGGCAACAUUAUCAUGUUUAUAAACAAGAAUUCGGUUUUGAUUUUCUUUAUGCCACCAAUUUCCAUCAUUUACAAGCCCUUAAUAGCAGUAGUGUAGCAUGACAAAGUUUAGCAGCCAAUGACGGCAGCGGGAACGGCACCAACUACGGCUGAACACUUGAAGAGUAAUAUUUUAAGUUCAAAGACCAAUUCUACAUUGGCCAACAGCAAUAGUAGUACCUCUAGCAACUUUUUAAUGAAAUAUUUGUUGAAUUCCUAAAGCAAAAGAUUUCAUGGAAUUCUAAAAGCACUAUAUGGCUUAAAAACAUGAUUUUUUGGGAAACUUCCUAUAAUUUUAACAAAAGUUUUUCAAUAUUAUCUUUAGCAACAUUGUUCUGCUACAAAUUGUUCCCAUUUUUUUCUUUUAAAAAGAACAAUAUUCAGUUGUAAGUCUCCUUUAGCAACAUAAUGUUGCUUUAAAAUUACUUUAAGAUUAAACUUCAAUUGUAAAUUUUGCUAAAAUCUCAAGUCACUUCUGCAACACGGUCCUGUGCCAAUAUUUUGUUUAUAAACAUGUUGUUAUCAGUUUGUAAACUUAUCAAAUGUUUGUUUAGAUAUUUCCUUUUGCAAAUUUUACCAAAAUUUUGCUUAUAAACUUCAUUGUUUUCUUCAAAAGGAAAGUUUUUAAGAAAAUCUUUAGCAAUAUAUCUCGUAUAAGCAUGACAUUUAAGAAAUUCUCCAGCUUAAACAAAAGUUGUUAAACAUUUUCCUACGCAAAAUUUUACUUUGUUAACAUUUUCUAAAGAAUAGAAAAGAUCUAUUUUUGUGUUUAUAAACAUGACAUUUUAUGCUCUGGUUGUCUUUAAACAAUAUUUGGUUAUAAUUUAAACAAAAGUUUAUAAACAUUUUCUUUAGCAACUUUAUCCUGCUUCAAAAUAUAAUGUUUAUAAACAAGUUACUUUAAAAUCUUUUGGUUUUUGAAAAAGAGCAAACUUUAAGUAUAAAUUUAGCAAAUAUCUGGAGACAUUUUCUUCUACAUUUUUUUCCUCUGGUCCAAUAAUAUGUUUAUAUACAUUAUUGUUUAAACUCUACUUCUCUUCAGAAAGUAUGUAACAAGUUUUAGUGGCACAUCAAACAAAAGUUUUAAAAUAAUUUAUCUAGUAACAUUUCCCUUUGCCUAAUGGAAGUCUUUAAACAUUUUCCUUUGCCUGAAUAAUGUUUAUAAACAUGUCAUGUUGCUCUUAAAAGAGAAAAAUGUAAAUUUCAGUUAAGAUUUUUCUUAAACAACACUUUUUGCUCAAAAUUUUGUCAAAAACUGGACUUUUUGUUAAAUUUUUUUCUCCUUGGAACAAUAAGAUCAUAUUUUCAAACAAUGUUUAUAGACAUUUUCGUUCUUUUAACAAUAUUAGUAUUAAGUUUAUAAACAUUUCAAUAUAAAUUCUCUUCGUUUUUAUCAAAGAAAACAUUUUCUGUAGCAAAAUCCUAUUUACAAAUAUUUCUUUAAAAGUUUUUUAUUUAUUCUUUAGGUGUUAAUAAAAAAGUUUAUAAACAUUUUCUUUAGCAACUUGUUCUCUUUUUGUGUUUAGAAACAUGUCAUUAAAAACUCUUUCAAAAGCCUGAUAAUUAUUUGUAAAUAAUGAAAACACAACUUAAUAUGAACAAAUUCCAACAGCAUAAAAAAAAUAUUAAUUAAAUACUAUUACUAACAAUGCAACGAAUUUAUUUCCAAGUUGCUGCAACAUUAUUUAGAAAAGAAAACUCUAUAAAUAUAGGAUUACUUACAUAAACAUGGAUAAAUUGACAAGUAUAAGACAGACAACAAGAACAAACAUUAAACACAAUAGGAAUUAUUUUUUCUAAAUUAAAACAAAUACAAAAAUUUAAACAAUUUAUAUAGAUAUUACUUAAAAAAAAACAAACCAAGCUAAAGCAAGAGUAAGAGAAAGAAACGAAAUUAAAUAUAAAAUAAUAAUUAAACAAGAAAUAACUGAAUAACUGAUUAUAAAGAAACCCUAUAUUAUGAAAAAAGGUUUAAAUACUUAAAUUGCACAUAAAAACAAAAAUACAACAAAUUAUAAAACUUUGUAUAGAGAUUUUUUCCCCUUUAAGCGUAAAGCAUUAAAUAAUAUAAUAAAAAAAA